Marmota flaviventris (yellow-bellied marmot) is the source of this 1560-nucleotide messenger RNA. RefSeq names its product dopachrome tautomerase (gene Dct). Lineage: Eukaryota; Metazoa; Chordata; Mammalia; Rodentia; Sciuridae. Gene Ontology annotation, biological process: melanin biosynthetic process from tyrosine; ventricular zone neuroblast division; positive regulation of neuroblast proliferation. Gene Ontology annotation, molecular function: oxidoreductase activity; dopachrome isomerase activity. Gene Ontology annotation, cellular component: melanosome. The record is from RefSeq and is a predicted model, not a curated record.
AUGAGCCCCAUGCAGUGGGGGCUUCUGCUGGGGUGCCUGGGCUGCAGAAUCCUGCCUGGAGCCUGGGCCCAGUUCCCCCGGGUCUGCAUGACCUUGGACAACCUGGUGAACAAGGAGUGCUGCCCACCACUGGGUGCCAAUCCGGCCAACGUCUGUGGCUUACAGGAGGGCCGCGGGCAGUGUGCAGAGGUGCAAGCUGACACCAGGCCCUGGAGUGGCCCGUACGUCCUGCGAAACCAGGAUGACCGUGAGCAGUGGCCAAGGAAGUUCUUCAACCGGACCUGCAAGUGCACAGGAAACUUUGCUGGCUACAACUGUGGAGACUGCAAAUUUGGCUGGUCGGGCCCCAACUGCAAUCAGAGGAAGCCACCAGUUGUUCGACGGAACAUUCACUCCUUGACCCCUCAGGAAAGGGAGCAGUUCUUGGGUGCCUUAGACCUUGCCAAGAAGAGGACCCACCCUGACUACGUGAUCACUACCCAGCACUGGCUGGGCCUGCUUGGGCCCAGUAGGACUGAGCCACAGAUCGCCAACUGCAGCAUUUAUGAUUUUUUUGUGUGGCUGCAUUAUUAUUCUGUUAGAGAUACACUAUUAGGACCAGGGCGCCCCUACAAGGCCAUAGAUUUCUCACACCAAGGGCCUGCCUUUGUUACCUGGCACCGGUACCACUUGUUGUGGCUGGAAAGAGAUCUGCAGCGACUCACUGGAAAUGCGUCGUUUGCUUUGCCGUACUGGAACUUUGCCACUGGCAAGAACGAGUGUGAUGUGUGCACAGACCAGCUGCUGGGGGCAGCAAGACAAGAUGAUCCCACUCUGAUCAGUGAGAACUCAAGAUUUUCCAGCUGGAAAAUUGUCUGUGACAGUCUGGAUGACUACAACCGCCGGGUCACCCUGUGCAAUGGCACUUAUGAAGGUUUGCUGAGAAGAAACCGAGUGGGAAGAAACAGUGAGAAACUGCCCACCUUAAAAAAUGUACAAGAUUGUCUGUCUCUCCCCAAGUUUGACAGUCCUCCUUUCUUCCAGAACUCCACCUUCAGCUUCAGGAAUGCCCUGGAAGGAUUUGAUAAAGCAGAUGGGACGAUCGACUCUCAAGUGGCCAACCUUCACAAUUUGGUCCACGCCUUCCUGAAUGGGACAAAUGCUCAGCCACAUUCAGCUGCCAAUGACCCUGUUUUUGUGGUUCUCCAUUCCUUUACUGACGCCAUCUUUGAUGAGUGGAUGAGAAGAUACAACCCUCCUGUGGAUGCCUGGCCUCAGGAGCUGGCACCCAUUGGCCACAAUCGGAUGUAUAACUUGGUUCCUUUCUUUCCUCCGGUCACCAACGAGGAACUCUUUUUACCUGCAGAACAACUUGGCUACAGUUACACCAUUGAUCUGCCAGUAAGUUUGGAAGAAACUCCAGGUUGGAGCCCAACACUCUUAGUGGUUUCAGGGCUGCUGCUGGCUAUGGUGGGUCUUUUUGUGCUGCUGAUGUACCUUCAAUACCGAAGGCUUCGAAAAGGAUACACACCCCUGAUGGAGACUCAUCUAAGCAACAAGAGAUACACAGAAGGCGCUUAG